Limanda limanda (common dab) is the source of this 1174-nucleotide messenger RNA. RefSeq names its product zinc finger, matrin-type 5 (gene zmat5). The transcript has 6 exons. NCBI's taxonomy places the organism in Eukaryota, Metazoa, Chordata, Actinopteri, Pleuronectiformes, Pleuronectidae. The record is from RefSeq and is a predicted model, not a curated record. Bases 165 to 692 code for a protein of 175 amino acids. Gene Ontology annotation, molecular function: zinc ion binding. Gene Ontology annotation, cellular component: U12-type spliceosomal complex.
CAGGAAGUGGCCGGGAGACGUAAAUAAAGAUCCUGCAGGGACGCAGCAGGAUUUUACAUUUUCUUUGCUUUGAAGAGGAAAGAUGAAACCACAGAGGAGGACAUCAAAGGUUCAUUAAUGAGGUUUAAAAGGUGACAUUGUGGUUGGAACACAGAACCUGCACCAUGGGGAGGAGAUACUACUGUGACUACUGCGACAGGUCCUUUCAGGACAACAUGCACAACAGGAAGAAACACCUGAAUGGAGUCCAGCAUCACAGAUCAAAAAAGGCCUGGUAUGAUCAUUUCAGAGACUCGGCAGCCAUUCUGAAUGACGAGCAAGCCAAGAAACCGUGUAGGAAGUUUCUCCAAAAAGGAAUUUGUGAUUUUGGGCCAAGCUGCAGGUUUUCUCACAUGUCCGAAGAGGAUCUGUAUAACCUAAAAAGACACGUGGAAGAUGAGAGACAGCACAGAGAGGAUUCUCUGGACAGGAGGAGGAAGGGCCGAAGUAUAGAAGAAUGGCUCUCAAGGAGGGAGAAGAGGGGAGGUGCCCUCGGAAGCAAAGGAGAUCUUAAACAAAAGGAAGACAGUGAAGAGGAGCAAUCCGAAAGUGACAUACCUCCACAGCUCUUCUCCAUUCCUGACCUUCCACCAUCUCUUAUUCCACCUCCUCCGGGUGGAUGGAAAGUCAAAGUGAACGCUGAAUGGGGUUGAUGAUUAAAAGUUUGUAUUUGCAUAAAACUUUUUCUUUGUACAAAAUCUGAGACUAGAUGUUUCCAUCGAGCUAUCUUUAAAACAAGGCACCUCUCCGGGGUAACAAUUGAUGCCCUGAGAGGAAUGCAGGAUCGCUAAGCAGAUGGAAAUUUAUUUUUUGUUUUAUUUUAACUCUUCUUAAUCCUGUGUUGUGUCUCUUGGGGAAUAACAGAUUUCAUGACCUCAUUCUUUAAACCAGCAACGGGAAAUUAUAAGAUUCAACCCCGUAAAGUUUCUUGUUAAUACGUUUUUGCAACAAGCCUCAUGCAGAUAUGUUGGAUUUUUUUUUUUAUCAAUGGCCUUGGCCUUUCAAAAACUUCAGUUUUAUGUAUUCCUCUUAUCUGUGGUUGUGCUGAGAUGUUAACACUGUUUCUAUGUUCAUUACCCAAUACCGUUUUGACACCAGAAUCCUCAUUAAAAUGUCUUUUUGUGUGUGACGUACA